UUCUCGUGUGACUGUCUCAAGUCAGACCUCCUUGUGGGAAAAAUAUAUAUACACAUGGUUUCCUAAGCACACAGUCUUAUAGUUUCUUAUAAGCUUCCUAUGCAGAACCUUAGUUACUAGGAAGAGAACAGAGAUAUUUUACUGGUCAUGUCCCCUUCACUGUCACCCUUGAUAUGUUCCAGCACUACAAGAUAAAUAUUAAUUGACCUACUGAGCCUCUUGUCCUCUUCCCUAUUAUCGUCGAUGGAAGCCUCAAUGACUUAUUUGUGAUAAAUUGCUUGCUAAUUUAGGUUAUGUAUUCCCUUAUGUGCUGCAGGUUUUACAGGAACUAUGUCUAUCACAAGGUUUUGAAUGGGUCCUUAAAAGUGGCGAUGGAAAUCCACAAAAGUAAAGUUCAUGCAACCAAAUUCUACGUUAGUCUACGAGGUGCUACACCAUUAUUAUACUUCUCUGCCAACUUUAUUUAUUCACUAUCUGGAAUUCUAUUUGGCCGGAUUAGGUCACCAGAGUAUGAUUUGCUAUCUAGCAUGAUCUUGUAUGCAGUGAUGAUCUCAGACCAUAGGAAGGCAGGCAAGAUAAAGAAAAAGACAAUAGAUCUCGAAAUUUAACUUCGUUUACAUAUAUGGUUAUUCAUUGUAAAGCUAAAUUAGUCUCUAAGCCAAGGAUCGAUGAGUCUUUUCCUUGUGUUCGUAUUUGUUGACUGGGCAUUGUAAGAAUCUUUUUAGAGGGUAAUUUUUCAUGUCCAUUGCUUCUAAUGGGCUCUUCUCUCAACAUUGAUAUAGGGUAUAAUAUUGAAAUGUUGUGAACUCUUUAAGUCCCUCAAAGAAACCCAAAUGUCGAGUUGUUUAAUGGCUUGUUUGGUUGGACUUUGAAAAAGUCAAAGCUGUUUAUAAGAUUAUCGAUGUUUUUGGAUAA
Molecule: messenger RNA, 915 nt
Organism: Olea europaea var. sylvestris
Lineage: Eukaryota; Viridiplantae; Streptophyta; Magnoliopsida; Lamiales; Oleaceae
Exons: 2
Coding region: 294-608 (104 amino acids)
Source: RefSeq, a predicted model, not a curated record